Messenger RNA from Uloborus diversus, 1564 nucleotides. Its product is annotated as pentatricopeptide repeat-containing protein 2, mitochondrial-like. Gene Ontology annotation, cellular component: mitochondrion. The transcript is spliced from 10 exons. Gene Ontology annotation, biological process: regulation of mRNA processing; mitochondrion organization; multicellular organism development. NCBI's taxonomy places the organism in Eukaryota, Metazoa, Arthropoda, Arachnida, Araneae, Uloboridae. The record is from RefSeq and is a predicted model, not a curated record. Gene Ontology annotation, molecular function: RNA binding. Bases 92 to 1246 code for a protein of 384 amino acids.
UCUGCGCUGUGCCUUCUUGUCUUUGAUUUUUCCAAAGUCACGUUGCCGGUUUAUAUAAUAUUGUAUUUAUAUUUCAUAAAAAAGUAUCAUUAUGAAUUCUUUAAGACGGUGUGUAACCAGUAAUACCCUGUUGUCCCGCGUAUUUCAAGAGAAAAGAAGCAUAAUAAAUGUAAGAUUUCUGUAUAAUGAACAGUUCCUGGGUAUAGAUAAAUAUGCAGAGGCUCGCCAACGAACCAUCAGCCGCAUAGGAAACAUGAGAGAUAAUUUUUACAAUCGAAUGAAAGCUCAACUGAAUAGCUCUGUACCAUCGAUGAUUUUCACGGAAGAUUUGAAAACUGUUGUUCAUUCAUGUGAAGAUAAGCCCGAAGAAAUGGAGUUAUGCAUCCAGAUGAUGAAAAGGUUUCAUAAGCAGAAUAAAGAAUUACGCUUUGGUACAUUUAUAUUCGGACCUGUAGCUAUGAGACUGUUCUACUAUCUCAAAAAAAAAGAAAUCAUUUUAAAUUUUUUCAGCGAUCCAGACCUUGAUGGAUUCUUUGACCAAUUGAAAUCAUAUCUUUUGGCCAUGGAUCUUUAUUUUAAGAACGAAAUGUUUCCAGAAAUUGUAGAAGCAUUCAAAUCUAUGCAAGCAAAACAAUUAGCAGAAACUAAAUUUCCCAGAGAAGCUAUGGUACUAGCUACAGGAGCUUGCUAUAAAAUGAAUACUCCAGAAACAUACCAAUUCGCUACAGAUUUAGUUACCCAAGCUCGAGAGGCAAGAGUGCCUAUCAUUCGAAAAGCACUGACAUUUGUAAUUGCUCUUGCCUUGAAACAAAAUAGACCUGAUGUAGCUCUUGAGAUUUUAUCCAGCAUUGAUCGAUUCAAUAACAUAACUGGCAAUAACUUGAAGCUAAUGUGUUUUGCUGGUCUUGAUCGAGUUCAAGAUGCUUUUGAUAUUCUUCGCCGAGCUACUGAUCAAGAUGCACCCCUUCAGACUCGCAUUCGUGGUGAAAUUUGCCAGACCUCGCUUGAUGCUCUUCAGAAAUCAGUAGAUAAAAUCAAUGAUAAAGAAACAAGCCAUAUAUUUGAGCAGUUGUGUAGAUCAUUAAAGGAAAGUAAUUCCAUUACAAGUCAAACCAUCGACGAACUUGUCUGUUUACCUAUUGAACCAAGACAGUUUCUGCGAGAGAAUGCUUUCCAAUCACGACCAAGAAAUCGUUUCCCUGAACAGUCUUUUAGAAUGAGAGAAAGGGGAGGGCUUAGACCGUGAAGAAGAAUUUCCUGCAAGAAGACGUUUUGCAGGGAUUUCAGACAAUUAUUAGUAACGUUUCAAGAAAAAGUAGCUCUUUAAGUUGCAUUGUAAAAUACCAUUACUUGGACUUAUUGCCAUGAAUGCAUUUCUUCUUGAAUUUCACUGUUCUUGUAAUAUAGCUUUUUUAAACAAUAAAUGAAAAAUAAAAUUGGAUUUUACGGAUGUAUAUUCCAGUUUACUUUAGUCAAACCAGGUCAAUACUCUUUGUUGUGCAAUUUAAAACGAAAUGUAUUUUUUAAUGGCUGUGAAUAAAUAGUUCAUUUUCUUUAAAAAAAA